This is a messenger RNA of Zingiber officinale, 1763 nucleotides long. Its product is annotated as probable 1-acylglycerol-3-phosphate O-acyltransferase. Gene Ontology annotation, molecular function: A2-type glycerophospholipase activity. The coding region runs from base 361 to 1542 and encodes 393 amino acids. The record is from RefSeq and is a predicted model, not a curated record. Lineage: Eukaryota; Viridiplantae; Streptophyta; Magnoliopsida; Zingiberales; Zingiberaceae. The transcript has 9 exons.
UCCGCCUACACACUUCGCGGAAGGCGAUCGAGGUGCUCGCUCGAACAUUUCUCCAGAACCUGGUAAACCUUUGACCAGAAAAAAAAAGGGAGUACCAUGACGCGGGUCCACGUUUUGCUCCCGCCCGCCUACUCCUCGUCGUCUAAAUCGCGGGCAUCACACUAGUAAACAUUGUAUUUAUAAUCGCCGUAUCGGUUUUAUUUCGCCCAUUUGAUUUACUUGUAAAAGGGGAAUCGGCGAUCGCGCAAGAAGUCUUCCAUCUAUUCCAAAAGUUGAAAUUCCUGCCUCGAGGAAGCGGCGUUCCAAGGAAGGAAUUAAGGGCGCCAUCGGACGAGCCGGGGCUCUGGGGCGGCAGCGAGAAUGGACGAGGAGAUCGGCAGAGCUGCUGCGGUGGAGUCUUCUUCGUCGACAGCGGCGUCAAAGAGGUGCGCGUGGAAGUCGAAGCUCAGCUGGAUCCCGACCUCCACCGAUCUCAUCGUCGGCGCCGAGAAGCGUCUGUUGUCUCUCGUCAAGACAAGUUAUGUGCAUGAGCAGGUCAAUAUCGGCCCUGGACCACCAGGUUCAAAAGUCAGAUGGUUCAGAUCUUCUAGUGAUCAGCCAAGGUUUAUUAAUACAAUAACAUUUGAUAGCAAAGAGGAUGCUCCCACGCUUGUUAUGGUGCAUGGAUAUGCUGCUUCUCAAGGAUUUUUCUUUAGAAACUUUGAUGCACUUGCUGCUCAUUUUCGAGUGAUUGCCAUCGAUCAACUUGGUUGGGGUGCAUCAAGUCGACCGGACUUUGAUUGUAAAAGCACAGAAGAGACUGAAGCAUGGUUCAUUGAUUCUUUUGAGGCAUGGCGUAAAGCCAAAAAUCUUGACAAGUUCAUUUUGCUUGGACAUUCUUUUGGAGGCUAUGUUGCAGCAAAGUAUGCUCUGAAGCAUCCUGAACAUGUUCAACAUCUGAUUUUGGUUGGCCCUGCUGGCUUUUCAUCAGAGUCGGAACAUAUGCCAGAGGAGCUGGCCAAAUUUAGAGCUUCUUGGAAAGGGGCCUUUGUAAAUCAUCUUUGGGAAUCCAAUGUGACUCCUCAAAAGUUCAUUAGAGGAUUAGGUCCGUGGGGCCCAAAUCUGGUCCAAAGAUAUACAAGUGCUAGAUUUGGCUCAUAUUCGGCUGGCGAGGAAUUAACCAAGGAGGAAUCCAAAUUGUUGACUGAUUAUGUGUACCAUACUUUAGCUGCUAAGGCAAGUGGAGAAUUGUGUUUAAAGUAUAUAUUUUCCUUUGGAGCAUUUGCUAGGAAGCCUCUUCUUGAAAGUGCCUCCGAUUGGAAAGUUCCUACCACCACCUUCAUUUAUGGCUAUCAAGAUUGGAUGGACUAUCAAGGUGCACAACAAGUUCGAGAAGGCAUGAAAGUGCCUUGUGAAAUCAUAAGGGCUCCUCAGGCGGGACAUUUCGUAUUCAUCGACAAUCCUUCUGGAUUUCAUUCGGCAGUUGUCUAUGCUUGUCGGAAAAUUCUUUCCCCGGGUCAUGGAGAUGCCAUGCGUUUUCCUUAUGACUUGUCGUCUGCAUAGCUUGAAAUGCACGUCUUACAGUGUGCAAGACAUGCACAAGGAAUUGCGCAGUCAGAAAAAGGUGAAUCGCAUUCUUGGUGGCAUAUUUAAAGUGUUGUAAACUAGUAAUACCUCAUCUUCUGUAUCUAUUCAUCCGACUAUUAGAAAUGGUUAAUGUAGCAAACCAAGAGGCCGUUAAGUUGGAUUAUUUGUCUAAUAAAUUGCUUUGGUGUGGGUAGAAA